This is a messenger RNA of Corvus hawaiiensis (hawaiian crow), 3486 nucleotides long. It is a transcript of the gene PRR18, whose product is annotated as proline rich 18. Lineage: Eukaryota; Metazoa; Chordata; Aves; Passeriformes; Corvidae. The record is from RefSeq and is a predicted model, not a curated record. The transcript has a single exon. The coding region runs from base 2299 to 3111 and encodes 270 amino acids.
GGAUAUGUAUAUUACUAUAUCCAAAUUUGCUGCAUAGAUUUGCAGAAGUGACUUUAAAGGUUCUUUGUUUUUAGUAUUUAGACAAACUGUUCAUUCUGACUUACUCUGGUAAUAGAUUGAAGUGAAGUACUCUAACGCUUUGUCUGGCUUCAGUAAGAGGUUCUCAUUUCUAAUUUUUUCAACUAAGAACUAUCCAGUUAUUCUGGAGCAAAGUUAAAUCUUUAAUGUUUGAUGGUUGAUAUUAUAUUGCAGGAGGGGUUUUUUUUGCACAGGAUGGAUGUGCUUAAUUAUGUAUGUUCAAAACUGAGUUGGUUUGGAUUUUUUUUUCUGUUAAUCCACAAAUAUAGAAGAAGGAAUGGCUUUGAGAGACGUGAUCUGCAGUGUCAGGAAGGGGAAAACCCCAGUCUUUUUAGUAUUCAGGGUUCAGGCUAAAGAGACAAAUUGAGGUACAGUAUGUUCCUGUUCAGUCUCAGUGUAUGUUGCAAAACAUAGCAACCACUUUUGAGGAAGCUAUGUACAGGGUGAUUGCAUUAUUUUGCAGCUAGACUUCCAACUAAGCCACACCUUUUAACUAAUUAGUAACAAUAAAUUGCCAGGGAGGCAUUGUCCCUCCUGGUCAUAGGGGGCCAGGUAGUCCUGGCCCCACAGCAGGCUCUUGGGCUCACUAAUGCUGUGGGAUGUAGUGACGGCUGUUCCAGCUCUGCCCACAGCCCUUGAGUGCUGGGGCACCCUUGGGUGAAAUUUUAGUUCCUUUUAGUUUUCAGCUUGCUUUGAAGAAGAAGUAGGAUGUGCUUAGGCGGUGGUGGAUGUUGUCCUGAAAGUGACUGCCCCUUCCGUAUUUGCUGUUGCUGAUCUCAGCUGAUCGUGGGGAGAUCCCAUACCACUGGUGCUUCAGGGCCAGGCCUUCGUUUGCUCCAGAGCUGGUUUUGCCCAUCUGGUGGUACACAAUCACCUUCACUGUAGUCUUUAAUUAGAAUAAUGGCAUUGGUUAUUCAAAAUUUUUAAAUUUAUUUAUCCACUAUGGUAAAUGAUGAAGUCUGUUAACACUUAGGUCACCAGGAGAGAAUGGGUUGAAGAGCCAAAAGUUCCAUGUACUGGUAUGCUUUUAUAUGCACUUUGGUCUGUUAUGCCAGACCAUGUGCCUUCUUAUUUGGUUUUUUUCUCUCCUGAACAUUUAAGGAUUUACUUCCUCCAUCGAUACAGAGCACACAGUCUUGUGUUGUUUUGUCUGUAUCUUUUGUUCCUUCACAUCCUGUCUUUGUUUACUGUGUCUGAGUAUCCCAAGAGCUCACAGCUGGGGAAUCUUCACAGUACAGUAGUAAUACCCAUCAUGGUAGUGUGGAACGAUAGGUGUGAAAAUCUCAGACCCUGUGGAUUGCAUACAUGCUACCCAUCUUUUGAUAAAGUUUUGGUAUCCUAGUUAAAACAGUACUUUGAAGUAAAUGCUGCAGGAAUUAUAUGCUGUGGCUUCUAAGACUAAAUUUUGGAGUGGUGGUAAUAAUCUUGGAUCCAUUGGAAAUAUAUGUUUACUUAUUACUGCUCUAUGAAACCUCUCCAAACCUCUGUUGUUGGCUAGGGUACUUGAAAAGGUAGGAAAUUGUUGCCUCGUACAUCACAAAAAACUAAACCCCAAACAAACAAAACACAAACCCCCCAAAAUAAAACAAAAAACCCAAACAAAAACCCAACGGGGGAUGUGCUUUACCUCUGUCACAGAAGGCAUUGAGGCUAGAAAGAUCUCUGGAUUAUGCUCUUCAUUACCAAGCCAGGCACCGCUUGUCCACAAAGUCUGAGUCGGCCCUAGGUCUGACUGUGUCUGUCUCUUGUCCUGUCUGCCUGCCCUUAUUCACGAUAUUUCAAGGAAUCAAGGAGCUCAAGCUAUCAUUCAUGUUUUUAAGAUGGCAAGAGAAUUUAACACAAUUUUAAAAUACUGCCUUUUCACGCUUGGACGCUUGAAGACUUCGAGAUGAAUUUAGAGCCUGUUUGCCCUCGGGGCGUAAGCCCCGCCAUAUCCGUCUUUACUUCGGCUCUGCUUUGGGCUGGGCGGGAGAGGACCGGGAAAAGGCGCCGGAGUAGCGCCGCAUCGCGCCCGACCAGUGCGGCUCAUUCGGGAGGGCGGCCGUCCCGGCACGACCCCCGUCCCCGCCCGCAUGCCCACCCCGCGCUGGGGAAGGGUGUUCCCGGGGCGGGCGAAGGGCGGGAAGGGGGACGGGUUAGCGAGAGAAAAUCGGCGGCUGUCGGCGCGGAGCGAGCUCGCAUUCCGCGCCGGCGGCUGGGGCUGCUCGUCCGCCUCUCGCCAUGGGGCUGCAGCCCCGGCGCGCCGCGGGGCCCUGCCCGCCCGCGGGGAGAAGCACCGCCCUGCCCGGAGCGCGCUCCGCGCCUCCCUGGGCGCGCAGCGACGAGCCGGAGGGAACUCCCGGGCGCCCCGCCACCCUGCCGCCCCUCCUGCCAGCCAUCCUGCCGGCCGCCUCCUCUUCCCCCGCUGCCGCCCGGGCACAGCCCAAGAAGCCGCCGGCGACCGCCUCGGCCCCCAAGAAGGCAGCGCCUCGGCCCGCAGAGGAGAAGGGGGCGAGGAAGGCGCGGGGGGCGCCCCCGGAGCGGCCGGGCCCCCUCUCCAACUCCUGGCCUUGCUCGUCCCUGCAGCGGCCGCCGCCGCGGAGACCGCCGGCCGAGCGAGCGGCGCGGCCCCAGCCCACCCCGCCGCAGCCGCGGGGGCGCCCGGGGGCGCCGGGGGCGGGCAGCCGCUCCUGCGAGAGCCUCGGCGGGGCGCCGGGGGAGGCGGCGGGGCGCUUCUCGCUGAGCCUGCCCCCGGAGGCCAUCCGGGUGCUGCAGCGCCGCAGCCUGGAGCGGCAGCGGGGGCAGCCCGCCCCCUCCCCCGCCGGCAGAGCCGCCCCGGCCCGGCGCGGCGACCUGCGCGCUCUGCUGAAGGUUUCGCUGCUCAACGACCGGCACCGCUACGAUGACGAGGAGUACGAGGAGGAGGAGGCGGGGGCCGCGGCGGACGAGGGUCUGGUGCGGAAAUGCACCGAGUGGCUGCGCGGCGUGGAGAGCGCGGCCGGCCGCGACCACCCCGAACGGCUGGAGACGCUGCCGCACUUGGGCACCCUCUGAGCCCCGCCAGGACCGGGGAGCGGCACGGCGGGGGCUAGAGGAGCUGUCGGACCGGGGGGAGGUGGGGCCGCCAUCCGCGAUGUCGUGUUCCGUGUGCUGUUGUCGGCGCCAGAGCAGCGGAGCCCCUGGCCUGGAGCCGAUCCUCGGGGCGCCGCCGCCGCCGCCGGGGCGAGGGACAAAGGAGCGGCGUCGGCCUCCGCCCGCCGGUGUCCGGGUGCUGGGAGGGAGGGCACCGGCUGUGGGCGUCCUGCCUCCACCCUCGCGGUUUUUCUAAAGAUUUCUGACUACUUUAUAGAAUGUGCGUAAUGGUUUUGUAUAUUUGUAUAUAAAAGUUCAUUUUUAUUUAUUUGAAUAAAGGACUCUUGUGUUGCGGUA